AUGGAAGGGGCCAAGCUUCCUCAAGUCCGAAAGAAGUUGGAGAUGGCGUGCGUCAGGUUGACGCUGAGCGAGCAGGCCGAAGAAAAGUUCAAAGCAUUUUCGGAAGGGGUGCUGAAGUUCGGGAAGCCCGCGAUGUUGUGCCGCACGAUCGUUGCUACCGGAAAGACCGACGAAUCAGUUGGCCCCCAGACCGUACACCUGUGUCACCCGAUGUUUGCCAGCGUCCUUGCACGGAAGACCGACCUCAAGGCUGACGUCGUGUCCGAAGCGGAGAGGCCGAAAGCCGUGGUCGAGACCGAGACCGAGACCGACAGAGAGAACGAGCCCAAGCCUUGCAUCUUUGUGUACCUGCUGAGGUUGCAGAACGGAGAGACCGAUGAAAGCAUCAUCUCCUACGUCACCAAGAAUACAAAAAGGUCGAUGCGGCCGAAUGAGCUCGUCACUGUCACAGAAGACCGAGGGCGACCAAGCCAGACCGACGCCAAUGAGGCCGUUGUGUCGUACGUGCUUUGGCCGGUGCCCGAGAAGCUUCUGUCGUGUGUUUACUUCAAGACCGACGGUGCCUCCACCCGUGCCAGUGUUCGACGGUUCGGGAUUACCAUGGAGACCGUGGUCAGAGGAGACACAGGCACAGGGGCACAGCUGUCCCAUGUGCAGAACGAGGACAGCUGGUUCGGAGCCUACUGGAACCUCUCCGGUCCGAGGUCUUCGGUGAACGCAUUCUUGAGCGCCUGCCGACAUCACAAGGAUCAGCUGCUUGAGCUGACCGUAGCCGGGGACCAGUACGAGGACGUUAGAACGAUGGUCGAGGCUGCGCACGAUGCGAGGAGGUUGCGCUAUGAGAAGCAGCUCGACGACAGCAUCGAGGACCUCCAGAGAUUCCGCCGAGAGCACCAGGAGGAGGAGGAACGACGUCGGAAAGCACGAAAGACUCAGACUGAGUGA
Symbiodinium natans is the source of this 945-nucleotide messenger RNA. The record is from the annotation of a GenBank genome assembly. NCBI's taxonomy places the organism in Eukaryota, Dinophyceae, Suessiales, Symbiodiniaceae.